This is a messenger RNA of Pleurotus ostreatus (oyster mushroom), 753 nucleotides long. RefSeq lists its product as uncharacterized. The coding region runs from base 1 to 753 and encodes 250 amino acids. NCBI's taxonomy places the organism in Eukaryota, Fungi, Basidiomycota, Agaricomycetes, Agaricales, Pleurotaceae. The transcript is spliced from 9 exons. The record is from RefSeq and is a predicted model, not a curated record.
AUGCCUGUAAUGAUCUAUCAUAUCUUCUUCAUCUCCAUCACGCUCUUUUCAGUACCGGCUUUCUCUCUUGAUGAGGGAUAUCGGGGGACUUUGAGUCUGGGGCCAGAACCCAGGACGAACGGGGAGCGAAUGGCGCUUGGGCUACCGCCGCUCCCGCCGAAGCGCUUUGCAGAAAUACUCGCAAAAAGACAUAAACGGCCUACUCGUGUUCGCGUACACGGCCGGCAUGCAGCUCCUUCCCCAAGUCCAGUCGCUGGAUCCCAAGGGCAGCCGCAGUUUAAGAAACUAAAGGUCACUCGCUGCGAGGACGGUGCGGCAUUAGGCUACGUCGCCCGGCCGUUUCACAAUCGCGUGAAGCCGUUUGGGCUUACUCCUUCCGAGUCCGGGGCGCUUCAGGUUCGGUGGCAAGGAGACGACGCCGGGCCAGUGACCCUUCUCAUGAAGAAGCCAGCAUCUGUGAGGGAACCGUACUUGGGCCUUUCACCGAAUCAGUCCGAUACGGCCAUAGGGUCGGGAAGUUCAGAUGUUCUGAAGCUCGUGGCCUCUCCUCGCGACGUAGUUGUGCCACGUUCGAACAUGUGGAUCGUCAACCAGACGCAACUCAUUCCCUAUUAUGCCAAUGAUGGUGGAUCGGUUCCUCAGCUUAAAUUCGUGUAUAGCCCUGCACACGACCAAAUUGCCAUCACGUCAAACGUCACUACCUUCGAUUCCAUGUACACAGACUCAAUCGACGUCACUCUUACCCUCUUAUAA